CUCGUCGUACGACCCAUCGCAGCGCCCAUCAGAAUGCCCAAGGCUACCUCAAAGGGCGACGUGUCCGGCUCCGAGAGCGAGCCCGAGCGCACCCGUUCCGCCAAAAAGUCCGCGUCCGCGUCCUCCAAGAUCGCGUCCAAGGACAAAGGGCGCGUGGACGAGGAUGAUUCCGCCCCCGAGCCUGCGGCCAGUGACGAUGAGGACGGCAGCGACGAGGAGGAGUACGAGAUCGAGGCGAUUCUCGACGCGAAGCACGGCACGUUCCCGGAGGGUCGGAUAGGCUACCUCGUGAAGUGGAAGGGCUACGGGGACGAGCACAACAGCUGGGUGGACGAGAAGGACGCCGAAGGCGCGAAGGUCUUGAUUACUGAGUUUUGGAAGAGAAACAAGAAAGGUGGGCGCAAGCCUGAGCCCGUGAAGCCCAAGCCGGCUGCGAAGACGCGUAAGUCGCCGGUCAAGGACGCAGAUUCCGACGUCGAGGAUCCCCCGGCAAAGAAGCGCGGUCGGCCGUCCAAAGCGGCCACGGCGCCUUCAGAUGAUGAGGCAGAGAGCCUCCCUGUCAAGCAGAAGAAGCCGCGGAAGAGCACUGGCACCGCGGCGGCGAAGGGCCCGCGACGUAAGUCCAACGCGGACGCGAUGGAUGAAGACGUCGAGGCCCCCACCAAGUUCACCGACAUGCACAAAUUGAAGGAAGCCGGAACCUGGGAACACCUCAUUCAGAGCAUCGACACGGUCGAGCGCACCGAGAGCGGGGAGCUUUACGUGUACUUUACUCUGAAAAAUGGCAAGGGACACGGAAGGGAAAACUCUGACCUCUGCAAGAAGAAGAUGCCGUACAAGCUUAUUGAGUUCUACGAGAGCAAUCUCCGCUGGAAGGCGACUGAUGAAGACGAUGUCAUGGAAGAGUGAGCCCGAUCUACCUCCCCCAUCGGGCUGCUCUGUCUCGUUGUACCGCUUCUUUGCUCGACAGUGCUCGCGUCUCUAAAAUGUUCACCUAGUUCCAUUUCUCUGUACACUGUUUGUUACUCCGUUUGUACCUGCUGUCUACGGCCGCUGUCUAAGUCAUACAUAUCAUGUUUUGUCUCGCUGCUCUCAGACCCUGGCCAAAUACGGAUUCCCGACACUCGUCGG
This is a messenger RNA of Trametes versicolor FP-101664 SS1, 1131 nucleotides long. RefSeq lists its product as uncharacterized. Bases 34 to 909 code for a protein of 291 amino acids. Gene Ontology annotation, cellular component: nucleus; pericentric heterochromatin. The record is from RefSeq and is a predicted model, not a curated record. The transcript is spliced from 5 exons. Lineage: Eukaryota; Fungi; Basidiomycota; Agaricomycetes; Polyporales; Polyporaceae. Gene Ontology annotation, biological process: negative regulation of transcription by RNA polymerase II; chromatin organization. Gene Ontology annotation, molecular function: chromatin binding.